AUGACAGUGACAAUACCUAAAGUCUUCGACAGAUUCGGCUUGGCCUGGCUUAAGCUGUGCAAGAACAAGGUUGCUGUUGCCCCUAAGAUCUUCCACCUUACAGCUUUUACUGGCCCCUCGGGCUACCUCACUGGGGGUGGGUUGUCUCUUUUUACUUUCUCCUCUCUUCCUCAGAGCCUUCCGUCACAAACGCUUUCCCCCACAUUUCAAGGUUUCAGUGGAGUCCUAGUGAAACAACACAUAAUUCAAGAUCCAGUCAGGCUUUGGAAACUCUUAGGUGGCACUUAUUAUUUUACUACUUCAAGCUCUCAGGGGAGUAACCAUAAGAAUGGAGGAUUCAAAAAGAAAUCUCCAAAGGAGAAUGAGGAGGAUGAAAAACGCAGGAAACGGGAAAAUCAGAUGCAUAUUGACCGCUUGCGGGCACUCCUCGUCAUAACUUUCAUACUACUGAUGUUUCGAUUCACGGUCAGAGAGAACAGAGAAGGGACCAACAUUUCCUGGAAUUACUUUGUGAAUGAGAUGCUGGCAAAGGGGGAGGUCCAGAGAAUUGAAGUGGUUCCAGAGAGUGAUAUUGUGGAAGUUUAUCUACACCCAGGAGGAACUCCACACGGACAAGUCAACGUUACCCUGCUGUACACAAUGCGGGUGGCAAACAUUGACAAGUUUGAAGAGAAGCUGAGAGCUGCAGAAGAUGAGCUGAAUAUUGAUGAGAAAGAGAGACUCCCCGUUUCCUACAAACACCCUGGCUUUUAUGGAAAUGACAUGAUUUCCCUGAUAGUGACACUUGUGGCUGUGUCUAUGUUGUGGAGCAUCUUCCGCCUUAUUAGGGCGGCAAGCCGGGUCGGAGGAUUCAAUGCCUUCAACCAGCUGAAAAUGGCUCGUUUCACUGUUGUGGAUGGGAAAUCUGGAAAAAGGAAUGCUCUGGGAGGCCACGUUCUUCUGCAGAUGUUCUGUGCGAGCUGUGGAUCUGACGGAGUUGUGUUGUGCUUAUAGAAUCCUGAUCGCUACCUUCAGCUUGGGGCUAAAGUGCCCAAAGGUGCCUUGUUACUUGGACCACCAGGCUGUGGGAAGACCUUGCUGGCGAAGGCAGUGGCUACAGAAGCACAAGUGCCGUUUUUGGCCAUGGCGGGCUCUGAGUUUGUGGAGGUGAUAGGAGGUCUUGGAGCUGCCCGCGUUCGAAGCCUCUUCAGAGAAGCCCAGGCUCGUGCCCCCUGCAUUGUGUACAUUGACGAAAUCGACGCUGUGGGCAAGAAGCGCUCAACCAAUAUAUCUGGUUUUGCUAAUGCUGAGGAGGAGCAGACCUUAAACCAACUGCUGGUGGAAAUGGAUGGAAUGGGGACCACAGAUCAUGUCAUAGUGCUGGCUUCUACCAACCGUGCUGAUGUCUUGGAUAACGCUUUGAUGAGACCUGGGAGGCUUGACAGGCACAUCUUUAUUGAUCUUCCAACACUGCAGGAGAGAAGAGAAAUCUUUGAGCAGCACCUGAAGGGUCUCAAACUGAUCCAAGAUGGCAGCUUCUAUUCGCAGCACCUUGCUGAGCUGACUCCGGGCUUCAGUGGAGCCGACAUAGCAAAUAUAUGUAACGAAGCUGCUCUUCAUGCUGCCAGAGAGGGUCACAAAUCCAUUGAUACCUUCAACUUUGAGUAUGCUGUGGAAAGAGUCAUUGCAGGCACUGCCAAAAGAAGUAAGAUCCUGUCACCAGAAGAGAGGAAGGUUGUGGCGUUUCAUGAAUCAGGCCAUGCAUUGGUUGGCUGGCUGCUAGAGCACACUGAGGCUGUGAUGAAGGUUUCCAUAGCCCCUCGAACAAACGCAGCUCUGGGAUUUGCUCAGAUCCUUCCAAGAGAGCAAUACCUCUUCACCAAGGAACAGCUGCUGGAGAGGAUGUGUAUGGCUCUUGGUGGGAGAGUGUCUGAGGCCAUCACUUUUAACAAAGUCACUACAGGAGCACAGGAUGACCUGAAGAAGGUGACCAAGAUAGCCUACUCCAUGGUGAAGCAGUACGGGAUGGUGGCCAGCAUCGGGCAGGUCUCCUUCCCAGACUUGGAGAGUGCAUCUGGAAUUGGUCGGCGCCCUUUCAGCCAAGGACUUCAGCAAAUGAUGGACCACGAAGCAAAGGUGCUGGUGGCUCAGGCUUACAGACGCACAGAGAAACUCUUACUGGACAACCGGGACAAGCUGCAAGCACUGUCUAACGCCCUCCUGGAGAAAGAAGUGAUAAAUUAUGAUGACAUUGAAGCUUUGAUUGGGCCUCCCCCUUAUGGGCCAAAGAAAAUGAUAGCUCCCCAGAGCUGGCUUCAAGCGGAGAGAGACAAGCAAGAGACGAGAGAUGAAGAGAUGCCCCAGCAGCCGCCAAACCACGAGGAGGAGGAGGAACCACGUCUGAGACCAGUAUGAAGCCCAGCCCUGGUGUGGAAUGGGAGGACUCUAAAGGCUUCUUCCAAAUACAGACCCCUUCCCUUCUCAGCUUCGGAAUCAAAGAUACUGAGCAGGGAAUCUCUGUGCUGCUGUUACCCAAAAAUUAAGGGAUGGUGAUGUUGGCUCCUGUAACGAGCUGUUCCCUGCAGGAAGGAGAACUCCUAAGGAUUUUGAAAUUGAUUCUCGGCAGGAUAGUGGUGAUUAGGAGUUGGGUAAGUCUAAUCUGCUGGAAGGAUUUCUUGUGCACAGGAGCAGUGUAGAUGUUCUUAGGGGUGAAAGAUCCUGUGGAGUCGUCGUAAGCCACCUCUAGCUGUGCCAAGUUGCGUAGCAGGAGUGCACUGCCAUUCCCUUCAGUGUUAGAAUGGUCAGUGUAGGGCAAUGCCUCUGAGUCUCAGGGCCGGCUAGGGUGCUGCAGUUAUGUGACUCCGCUGUAACCUGUGAUCUUCUCUGCUGCUGAACAUAAAGUAUCAACUGAAAAAAAAGAGACGUCACUAGAAUAAAUUGUCUCUACUGUG
This is a messenger RNA of Struthio camelus australis, 2930 nucleotides long. NCBI's taxonomy places the organism in Eukaryota, Metazoa, Chordata, Aves, Struthioniformes, Struthionidae. The record is from RefSeq and is a predicted model, not a curated record.